AUGUUCCAUGCUGUUGGCCUGGUGGUCAGGGCUCUGGACUGUGCUGCUGUGGCGUGUCAGGCUGGGCGUCUUAUCCCUGUGCUGCUGUGGCGUGUCAGGCUGGGCGUCUUAUCCCUGUGCUGCUGUGGCGUGUCAGGCUGGGCGUCUUAUCCCUGUGCUGCUGUGGCGUGUCAGGCGUCUUAUCCCUGUGCUGCUGUGGCGUGUCAGGCUGGGCGUCUUAUCCCUGUGCUGCUGUGGCGUGUCUGGCUCGGCGUCUUAUCCCUGUGCUGCUGUGGCGUGUCUGGCUCGGCGUCUUAUCCCUGUGCUGCUGUGGCGUGUCUGGCUCGGCGUCUUAUCCCUGUGCUGCUGUGGCGUGUCUGGCUGGGCGUCUUAUCCCUGUGCUGCUGUGGCGUGUCUGGCUGGCCCUUCCACCACACCGUCACUACAGCCCUUCCAUCACUACAGCCCUUCCACCACACCGUCACUACAGCCCUUCGACCACACCGUCACUACGGCCCUUCCACCACACCGUCACUACGGCCCUUCCACCACACCGUCACUACGGCCCUUCCACCACACCGUCACUACGGCCCUUCCAUCACAUCGUCACUACAGCCCUUCCGUCACUACGGCCCUUCCGUCACUACGGCCCUUCCACCACACCGUCACUACGGCCCUUCCACCACACCGUCACUACGGCCCUUCCACCACACCGUCACUACGGCCCUUCCACCACACCGUCACUACGGCCCUUCCAUCACAUCGUCACUACAGCCCUUCCGUCACUACGGCCCUUCCGUCACUACGGCCCUUCCACCACACCGUCACUACGGCCCUUCCACCACACCGUCACUACGGCCCUUCCACCACACCGUCACUACGGCCCUUCCACCACACCGUCACUACGGCCCUUCCGUCACUACGGCCCUUCCGUCACUACAGCCCUUCCGUCACACCGUCAUUACGGCCCUUCCACCACACCGUCACUACGGCCCUUCCACCACACCGUCACUACGGCCCUUCCACCACACCGUCACUACGGCCCUUCCACCACACCGUCACUACGGCCCUUCCACCACACCGUCACUACGGCCCUUCCACCACACCGUCACUACGGCCCUUCCGUCACUACGGCCCUUCCGUCACUACAGCCCUUCCGUCACUACAGCCCUUCCGUCACUACAGCCCUUCCGUCACUACAGCCCUUCCGUCACACCGUCACUACGGCCCUUCCACCACACCGUCACUACGGCCCUUCCACCACACCGUCACUACGGCCCUUCCACCACACCGUCACUACGGCCCUUCCACCACACCGUCACUACGGCCCUUCCACCACACCGUCACUACGGCCCUUCCACCACACCGUCACUACGGCCCUUCCACCACACCGUCACUACGGCCCUUCCACCACACCGUCACUACGGCCCUUCCACCACACCGUCACUACGGCCCUUCCACCACACCGUCACUACGGCCCUUCCACCACACUGUCACUACAGCCCUUCCACCACACCGUCCUUCCACCACACCGUCACUACAGCCCUUCCACCACACCGUCACUUCAGCCCUUCCAUCACACCGUCACUACAGCCCUUCCAUCACACCGUCACUACAGCCCUUCCAUCACACCGUCACUACAGCCCUUCCAUCACACCGUCACUACAGCCCUUCCACCACACCGUCACUACAGCCCUUCCACCACACCGUCACUACGGCCCUUCUACCACACCGUCACUACAGCCCUUCCACCACUACAGCCCUUCCACCACUACAGCAACUUCCAACACACCGUCACUACAGCCCUUCCAUCACUACAGCCCUUCCAUCACUACAGCCCUUCCAUCACUACAACCCUUCCAUCACUACAACCCUUCCACCACACCGUCACUACAGCCCUUCCACCACACCGUCACUACAGCCCUUCCACCACUACAGCCCUUCCACCACUACAGCAACUUCCAACACACCGACUGUUAUCCCCACACUGCCCCUGAGAAGGACUGUUAUCCCCCCACUGCCCCUGAGAAGGACUGUUAUCCCCCCACUGCCCCUGAGAAGGACUGUUAUCCCCCCACUGCCCCUGAGAAGGACUGUUAUCCCCCCACUGCCCCUGAGAAGGACUGUUAUCCCCCCACUGCCCCUGAGAAGGACUGUUAUCCCCCCACUGCCCCUGAGAAGGACUGUUAUCCCCCCACUGCCCCUGAGAAGGACUGUUAUCCCCCCACUGCCCCUGAGAAGGACUGUUAUCCCCCCACUGCCCCUGAGAAGGACUGUUAUCCCCCCACUGCCCCUGAGAAGGACUGUUAUCCCCCCACUGCCCCUGAGAAGGACUGUUAUCCCCCCACUGCCCCUGAGAAGGACUGUUAUCCCCCCACUGCCCCUGAGAAGGACUGUUAUCCCCCCACUGCCCCUGAGAAGGACUGUUAUCCCCCCACUGCCCACUAG
Oncorhynchus mykiss (rainbow trout) is the source of this 2427-nucleotide messenger RNA. The record is from RefSeq and is a predicted model, not a curated record. NCBI's taxonomy places the organism in Eukaryota, Metazoa, Chordata, Actinopteri, Salmoniformes, Salmonidae.